CCGCUGCAUGCGAGCAAAGACGGAGCCUCAAAGACAAUUAAUAGCUUCUCGUAGUUUGGUUUGGGAAAGGUUGUUCCUUGUCGGACCGAUGGAAGUGAAUGCCUGGACGGCUGGCUCCAAUGGCCCUACCGAGAUGUGCGGUGUGAUUCCCGAGAUUAACGGUGGGUACACGAGCGGCAAGUCGGGAUGGGGUAUUAUGGGCAAGAAGGUGAGGGCAACCCCCCACUGGAGUCUGGGUACCGAGCUCGCGACGGUUGAGCUGUGCUUGAGGUAUAUCUUGGAUGCAAGAGACAAUCUCAGUGGUUACGUGGAGGCAGUAGCUCUUAAGAGAAAGACGGGGAAGGGAGUGGCCGAUUGGAUAGAAGACUUCUACCUUAGGCACCCCUUUGUGCGUAGGUUCGUAGCGGACAAUGGAAUGGAGUUCGUCAACCAGGAGGUGUUGGGCAGGCUUAAGGCACUGUGCGUACCUAUCAAGAUCAUCGAGCCAUAUCACCCUGAGGCCAAUGCACCAGUAGAAAGGGGACACCGGACCUUGAAGAACACAAUUGUUAAGUUGGCAGUGGAUGACAUGGGGAACUGGCCUCAAUACCUUAAGCAGACGGUCUUCUCUGAGAACAUGACGCCGAAAAGGACGACGGGAUGCAUUUCGGCAGAACUCUGGUAUGGGAGGGAGAUCGAUUUUCCGGUGGAAGUCUUGGUUCCCACCUGGAACAGGCUAGAGGACAAUCCGCACAUGUCUACAGAAGAACUAAUUAUCGCACGUUGCCAACAGGUCGUGAGAAAUGAGGAAGCCUUGGAGAAUGUGGUCGGACGAGUGAUGGAUAGUCGAAUGAAGGACAAAGCAAGGUGGGAUCAGGUAAAGAACAUCUGGAAGGAACCGCUCCAGAUGGGAGAGAAGGUACUAGUUAGGAACUCGGCACUUGAAAGCACAUGGUCGGGACAACUAGGGAAAAGGUUCAAAGACCCCUACAGAGUCGCAAAGCGGGUGGGUCUGAACACGUUUGAACUUGAGGAUCUUGAUGGCAUUGGGAUAAAAAGGUCGUUUCCGGGACAAAGACUGGUCAGGUUUUUGAGCAGGGACCCGGUGGAGCAACGGUUACAGGAGGCUCAAAAUACGGAAAUAGGGGAAUUGACAACUUGAAAGGCAAGCAGUUGGCUACGAUUCUAUACCACCUCCCUGCGGGAGUAAUCAUGACUGCAGGCGUCGUUCGUUUUGUGUC
Messenger RNA from Chara braunii, 1220 nucleotides. The record is from the annotation of a GenBank genome assembly. NCBI's taxonomy places the organism in Eukaryota, Viridiplantae, Streptophyta, Charophyceae, Charales, Characeae.